UCGUUACAUUAGCGUUAAGGCUAAGUGUUCGGAUCCCUUCAGCAAACAACUUUCUCAAAACGAAGUGCUCCCACUUCCGCACUCCACACCUAAAUAACAAUCGCAAAAAGUUGCUGCUGUUACUGUCACCACCCCAGCCCCUGUUCCAUACUGUAGCCACUGUUAUUAAUUAAUCAAGAUGGAAGAGGAUCUUCAUCCUAGCCUUGCUUCGUUUACCGAAGCGGACAUGGAAGGAGUUGACGAUGAUGACUAUGAAGACGAUGAGAAUGGCGGUAGCGCGACGCAGCUGAAUGACUCGUUCGGAAUGGACAAUCCUCCUCCCGCCAUUGAUGCUGUGGACGCCGAUGCGCAGGAUGCUGCUCGGAAUGGAGGACACAAUCACAAUCACCACGAUGAUGACGACGAUGAGGAUGACGAUGAUGAAGGAUAUGAUGACUACGAAGACGAUGCUUCCGCAGAUGGAAUGUUACCCCCUCUUUUGUUGGCCGAGAAUGCGGAUUGUGACUGUGACGACGAAGAGGAAAUGGUCGACAUGUACGAAGAUGACACCGAAAAUCUUGGUUACAGCAACAAACGAGGUUUUGGUGGAGGAAACUCCAGUGGUGGACUGGGAUAUGGCUCAAUGGGAGGUGGAAGUGGUCUCCGCCGUUCCAGUACUUGUACCGACAAUUCCGGUUCUUCCAUCAGUGAUUACGAUGAUGAAGAAAUGUACGAAUUCUUCCCUCCUGUCAGUAGACACCAUGAGUGGAUGGGACGCUCCAUUGAAGCUCUCGUGUUUGGACAUUUGGCAAAGACUUCAUUGCUAUCCUUGAUUGAAGACGACGAUGCGUCGGACGAUGCUUCUUCCGCGUACGCUGCUUUCAGGAGACGUUCCACGGCAUCCACCUUUGGAGGAGACUUCUCACAUAGACGAUCCAGUGCUGGCGGAAGUUUCGCUGGCACUCGAAGAGGAAGUCUGUCCCUCACCACGGGAGGGCAAGGAGGACCCAUGCACGGUGGAACCAUGGCUAAUUACUACAAUCGGCGCCGUCCCAUGCAACCCAUGGACGUGGACCGGUCUGUUGACCGAAGACGAUCUUCCAACGCUCAUGCUCCUUCCUAUCGAAGACGAAGCAGUAUGGCCUGCAGUGGAGGACCAGGUGCCACGGGACAGCAUGGAAACGAACCAGAGGCGGAACAAAGGGCUCAGGCUGGACCCAAUGUCGUAUUCAAUCUAUUGGCCAGAGAAAUGACUGGACGGUCUACAACUCCCUUCCCAAACCUUGUUCCAGCGGCACAGGCUUUGAGAGCCAUGGGAGGAGACACGCUCUAUGGGGCACUCGACAAACCCGCAGCUGGAAUUUCAACUGAAGUUGGAUUCUUGGUGGCUUCCAUUGAGGCUGGUGACUGGGCAGAAACACAAAUGAUCAUUUCUAGAUUGGCACCACGUCUAAUCGGUGAUCCAUCCGCCGCCAUGCCGCAGGGACCGGAAGGAAGGCAAGCCGUAAUUGACGAUCCAAAUCUUCCGCCUUCCGCGUCACCUUUCUAUGCUGGCGGAGGCCGUGUCGGGCUAGAAAGAGAUGCGUUUGUUCAAGCGGGUGGAGUCGAAGCUAUGAUUCGCAUUUUCAGAGAAAAAACAUUUGUUGGACAAGAAAUGGCAAAAUCCUUUGACGCACGUGAUUUGAGCAAGGGAUUGGUUGCCACCAGAUUGGCUCCUUGCUGGAAUGAGGCACUGGCGUCCUUACGAGAACUCAUCUUUGCUAUUCCCGCACUUGUGGAAAAUGGUACAGUCCUCGAGAACGGCGACUUUUUGCCAUUUCUAUUUACCCUACUAGCGCAUGAUUCGUGCUUUGAUGGAGCAGCUGCCCUAAUCGAAGAAAUCCUCAGUCUCAUGUCGCACUCACCACAAGCACAGGCGGCCGCGGAGGAUAACGAUGGAGCAUCUGGGGACGAAGGACCAACCAUUCCGCCGUUGGGCAGAGUUGCGCCCGUCACUACGUUCUUCUUGGGAAAUGUUCCCGAACUCUACGAGCUAUGGGGAGGAUUCAACUGCAGGCAGCUUGCUCAUUUCUGCAGGAUUUUGGCGCUGCUAGUCUUUGAACCUGAGGAUCGACAGCUUCUGGAGAGCCCAGCGGUCCUGAAAUCGCUGGAAUUACUCCAGUUGAGGCGCAACCGAGCUGUAAGGGCAGGCCGCGAUUCAACAGUUGAUAUGAAUCAAGCCAUUUUGUUAGGUGAUCCUGACUUGUCAAGUCGUAUGUUGAAGUUGCUCAGGGUGAUGAACUACGCCCCUUCGGUACGACGAAGCUCGCCCUACCAUGUCAUGGCACACUUUCCAUUCAUUGCCGAUACCUUAGUCAUGUUGGGGUUGAGCGAAAUCGAUAGCUGGGAAGAAAUCGAUCGACUGGAAUCUUUGUCCCGAAAACUGCUGAACACGGGCACAAGCGAAAAUGGAGGUCAAGAUAGCAAGCCCAAACGUAUUGUAAGUGAAUUGGGCACUGUUGCCGACAUGCUGGAAAACCUGUCCAAUACGCUACUUCGCAGCAAUGCUCCCGUUACGAACCAGCUUGGGCACAUUAUCCACGUGAUUAGCGCUGCUCAACAAGCAGGUGUGGUCGUGGGAAGACCUGGAAACGACAACCUCAACGUUGCGAGACACCGACCUUCCGCAUCAGGUCUGGAGGAUCCCGAAUGGAUGCCUCAAGGAGGGAAUUCAAAUGGAAACGCCCCGGAUAAUGGUGGCGAGGACAAUAGCAAUCCACCGCUCGACAUGGGCAGCGUUGCUGUAGAUGGAACUACCAUUAGGGGACUUGCUUCGGCCGCUGGCGUAUUGACGGAUCAAGUCCUAGUCCGACGCUUGUACGCCGGUGAAAGCGAGGACUCCGACGACGUUGGCGGGAGCGAAGGACCUCGUGUCUUUGGUAUUGGUAGUUUGGAUGGGCCUCAAGGCAGGGACAGCGGGUCGUUCUUCUCUGAAGCUCAGAUAUGUGCACCCAAGGAUGCUGCCAACGCCCUUCAAUUUAAUGCGCUGUUGCUGGGCCCUUAUCAAGUCGAGGUGCUCUUCGUCUUGUGUACAUUGCUUGGUGGAAGGAGGAAGAUGGAUGCCCAGAAGAAGCUUGAUGUCUGCAACGUGAUACCCAUACUCGAUGACAUGUUCCAGCGACUUCCGUGGUACUCAUCUCAACGAGAGGAGGCCGCCGCUGAUAGCUCAAACAAUAACGGCAAUGCCAAUGGCAACAGCCGCCAAGGAGGAUCUGGAAAUGGAAAUGACCCUCCCGAUGGCGAAGAAGAGCAGCAACCAAAUGGCAUUCACGGUCCAGGAUGUGAAUGCACCCCCGAGUCUGCUCUAUGCGUGCAGUAUUUGCGGUUGUUGCAUAACUUUUGCGAUCGCGACUGCGACAAUUACCCUGGUCGGCACAGCCUUUUGAGUCCAUCGGAACGAGAGUUAAUUUUCCGAAAGAAGGGUGGCAACGAUUACAACAGCUUCCCUGUCGAGCAGGGCUUGUUGUCCAAGAUUGUCGAAGCUUUUGCGCGAGAGUCAGAUGAGUCGCCUUAUCGAUUCUGGCUAGCAAGUUGCAUAGAAUCUUAUUUGCGAGGAUCAUCUCCGGGCGAACAAGUGUUCGUGGCGAGAUCUGGACUUUUAAUGCACUUGGUUGAAGACAUUACAAGCGAAAGAUUGCAUUGUGCAGGUAGUCUUCAAACAUCGUUUGAUCUGCUGGGUGAACUCUGCAAGGGGAACAACGAGGUCUUGAAUCUUCUCGUGUCUGACCUUGACGAGGAGAGCUUCCGAAAGUUCAUGAGCGUUGCAGCAGCGAACCUUGUUGACUCCAACGUCUUUAUUCGAUCGCUGUGGCUAACAUUGGAACGGCUGUCUGCCGCCAACAGGCAGGUUGCGCUACACUUUGAUUCUGGCAUGGGCCGAGGGAGCAGUUGGAGAAGCCCCAUUGGGCCAUCCAGUCGAUAUUACUUGACGCACUCUUGGUGGGACACAAUGGGUGUCGCACUAGAAAGCGAGGGCAACUUCGACAUUGACAACGACGAGGACGAGACAAACGAUCUAGAUCGGCCAUCUGAUUGGUUCCCAACGAGCGAGGUCGUGGAAGCUCAGGGGAUGCACACUUGGAAUGAUUUGGAGUUUAUCUCCUCCAUGUCCGGCUUGAACGAAAGCGUUGGACACUUUGGUUGGGUGUUUUCGCCUGUUGGCGAGAAUCUUUCCGCGGCAACCUUCGAGCCAAAUACUACCGAACGACUUUCGUGGUUUCUGGCAGCUAAUCAAGCUCGUCUUUUGCGGGACUUGCUCGGUGUUGUCGAUCUUCGCAACAUCAACCACGAAAACAUUUGCUGUUUGAAUACUGCGGUUGUCAUUGCCAUCUUUGCUCACCGUCGUCACCAACUAGCAGCCCUUCUCACGGAGUUGAGCCAGAUGAACGCCGAAGAGAAAGAGUCCAAGCGCCGCGCAAUCGAUCCUACCUCGAACGGAGACGAUUUGAUUGACCGUGCAUUCGUGAACGCGAUGCGAUACUUGGACCUGGAUGAAGACACACCAUCCUAUGCAAGGAGAGCUUCGUUGACGCUUUCUCGACGAGACUCAAUUACCAACAGCCAUCAGAUUGGCGAUCGGACAGAUGUGAUGAGAAAUUUCCGAGAGGUGUUGUGGUUUUGGUUCGAGUACUACACUCACCGUGGGCGAGACCGCCUGUCUUUGGAAUUCUCAUCCCAUCUGCGCUUCCAAGAAUGGAUGCAAGUUGUAUAUCGCCUGGUAGCCGACGACAGUUCGCCAACGUCCUUGGUUCGAACCCCCGUUCGAUUGCCAAGGAGCCCCUAUCAGAGCGCAGCUCGUAUCACUGACAACAAUCCAUUGCGAGGUGUCUAAUCGAUUAAUUGCACGGUUCAAAAGAGGCUGCCUGAUGUUAAACCAUGCCGCUACGGUACCUUUUCAUGAGAUUUGAUUUGAUGCAUAGUAGCUACCGGUAGUGCUGUGGUGCUAUCAGAACAAUUCCUCCUCUGGCUAGCUAGUAGUCGCUAGUCGUUUCAUUGCAUUCAACGCGCGAUCUCGUAAACCCAGACUGGUUACAGACAGCUUUACAGACUAUGAGCAUGUAAUGUCCAUGUCAUCAACAGGACGUACAUGUACCAGUCCAGGCAGGGCGGUGAUUGAGAUCAAUUCUAUCUUGCUUGGUCCAUCCGCUUGGAAUGCUGACCAUAGAGCUUUCCCCAUUCGUUUUAGCUCAGAAUUCGAUGACUAUGCUUAUAUAUCUCGCUUCGGUAUCUCAAGGAAAAUUGAAUCCUUGGAAUGUCAGCUCACUUGUUGGCUGCUCGGUCUUGGUCAACUACUUUUAGCUACUUGCCACCCUGUUCUAGCUAUCAUAGGUAACAUACUGGUACCUGGUAUACCAGGUAUCCGAUUGGAAGGUCUCAUGUACAGUACAAUGGGUAGGGUGAUUUGUCCCUCACAAAUUUUCACUUAGGCUAAGUGGUUGAAUUUUCACUUAGGCUAAAUGAUUCAAUUUGAUUUACUUAGGCUAAGUGAGCCACUUAGCCAAAGUGAUCCAGUCGGUCUUAUUUGAUUUAGUCAGUCACAUUUGAUCCACUUAGGCUAAGUGAAUCACUUAGGCUAAGUGAUUCUCUCCGUGGCAGCUACCCAAAGCUCAUAAUCUGU
Seminavis robusta is the source of this 5635-nucleotide messenger RNA. Lineage: Eukaryota; Bacillariophyta; Bacillariophyceae; Naviculales; Naviculaceae. The record is from the annotation of a GenBank genome assembly.